AUGUACGCAACAAAACGUCGAAGAAGAAACACAAAAAAUUACAAAAGUCCAUUGAAAGAAAAUCAAAAAUCUAAUCCGAGUAAACGUCAUCGUGAAAGAUUAAAUGGUGAAUUAGAAAAUUUAGCCAGUCUAUUACCAUUUGAUCAGAAUAUUUUAACAAAACUUGAUAAAUUAUCGAUAUUACGAUUGGCUGUCAGUUAUUUACGAGUUAAAUCCUAUUUUCAAGUCACCUUGAAAAAUCGUCAUUAUCAAUCUGAACCAUCAACAAUCUAUCAAGAAAUCUAUUAUCACGAUCCAACAUUUUCCGAAGGUGUUGCAGUUUUAGAGGCACUCCAAGGAUUUAUAUUAAUUGUCAAUUGUGAUGGUGAAUUGUUUUAUGCAUCUAAAACAGUUGAGCAAUAUCUUGGCUUUCAUCAAUCAGAUAUCGUUCAUCAAAGUGCAUUUGAAUUAAUUCAUUCUGAAGAUCGAGAAGAAUUUAAAAGACAUUUACAAUGGAAUGGAAAAUUGACUAGUGAACAAUCAGAUAUAACUAUAACACAAUUGUUUUCUAAUCCAGAACAUGCGCAUCUACUUGAAAGAAGUUUUACAGUGAGAUUUCGAUGUUUAUUAGAUAAUACAUCAGGAUUUGUGACACUUGAAAUUGAUGGAAGAAUUGGCAUACUUCAUGGACAGAAGCCACAACAUAACGAUGAUUCACAUGUACUUGCUUUAUUUGGUGUUGCUUGUCCGUUUGGACCACCAUCAUUAUUUGAAAUUCCACAACGUGAAACUUUAUUUAAAAGUAAACAUCGACUUACAUUAGAACCUAUUUCACUUGAUCCACGUGGAAAAUUAAUUUUAAACUAUUCGGAUCAUGAUCUAUCACAAUUUUGUGGUUAUCAGCUCAUUCAUCCUGAUGAUCUCAAAUAUUAUUCAACAGCACAUAAAGAAUUACUAAAAACUGGAACAUCGGGUCUUGUCUGCUAUCGUGUUCAAACAAAAGAUGGUCAUUGGCAGUGGUUACAGUCAUCUAUGCGUAUUAUAUACAAAAGCAAUAAACCAGAUUUUGUUAUUGCCAAUCAUAGACCGUUGACAGAUGAAGAAGGACAAGAACUAUUUUAUAAACGUGGCUCGGAAUUUAAACUACCUUAUCCGUGUUUAUACGAUUUUGAUACAAGUUUUAAUCUGAAUGGUGGUAGUGGUGGUGGUGGAAAUUUAUCGACAUGUGGUGAGGACGAAUUUAUUGCUUAUAAAUCAACUAAAGUACAAAAUACUACACGAAAUCGAAAAUGUAAACCUCAAUUAUUGAAACAGCCAACAUUUUCAUCCAAUGCAUUUGAUCAUUCAAUCGUGAAUCCUUAUACACCUUACAUAAAUGGAUAUAAUGGCUGCUAUCCUUAUUCAGAUACACAUAGUUUUAUUGAAACAACAACCGAUAAUUCGUACAUUCGUUAUCCAACAGCAGGUGAUUUAUUACAUUUGGAUGCUGCUGAAAAGUCAAUGUAUAACAAUUAUUAUUUGAAUGGUUACACAGGCAUGUCUCCAUAUACAGCAGCAGCCGCAUAUAACGAUAUUCUGUUGAAUUCAACAAAAUAUAAUAAUUAUUAUCACUAUAAUACCAAUAAUUAUACAACACAUACUCCUCGAACUCAACCUUACGUGGAUUCAACAUCUUCGUCUCCUCCGCCACCCAUACCAACAGCUUCAUCAUCAUAUAUCGAUCAUCUGCCACAUUUACAUGCCCUAUCUGAUACGAACACAUUGACUAAUAUUGAUUAUAUGACACCAUCAGACGGUAUGGGAGUAUAUAAUUCAACAUAUUAUCGUCCAUCGGCACCAGCCGAUUACUACAAAAGAUUAUCACCAUCAACUUAUAAUAACAAUAAUAGUUCUACAAAUGGUAGUCAUGGUGGAGUAAAAACAAAACAUGAACAACAACAUAUACACAAUGGUCAUGAUAGAACAAUAGUUCAUAAUUAUAAUACGAACAGUGACACUUCGAUUAUCACGGGAGUAGCAUUACCACAUUCUGUUAUUAAACAUUGUGGUCAACUACAAAAAAGAUGA
Didymodactylos carnosus is the source of this 2046-nucleotide messenger RNA. NCBI's taxonomy places the organism in Eukaryota, Metazoa, Rotifera, Eurotatoria, Philodinida, Philodinidae. The record is from the annotation of a GenBank genome assembly.